AUGACCACUAACGCGACAGCAUCGCCCCAUGGCGACUACAUUGCAUACAUGAAAAGCGGCUACCUCCUAAAACAAAGCAUCCGUCGCCGAGAACCGACAACACAAAGCGCCUGCAAACUCCCACUGGACGCGAAAGUCUCCACGCUGAAAUGGUCUGCCGACGGGAGUCAGAUUUUGAUCAAUCAUGACCGCGGACUACAAGUCGUGGACAGCAAACACCGCAGCAGCCGCGUGUUUCUUAAGAAUGGCACUGGUGGACUCGGACGCGUCGUGACCGCAGACUUCAUUGGGAAUGAGCACUUGCUUGUCGUGUGGGAGUUUGGAAAGGCGAAGCUCUGGCAUAUGAACAGUGGCAAGGCGGUGGAUCUACCAGAUUUCAAGACGAUGUGCGAUGGGCAGACGUGGCAGGUUCGACCAGGGAAUCGAUCGCCUCCUCUGUUCGCGGUGCUCUCCAGAAUCGGCGCAGAGGAUCAUCUGAGUCUGCAUUUUCCAUCUCUGAGACAGCCACCUCCACCAUCGAAAUUACCAACUAUUGAUGCUCAGAGCAUAUCCUGGUCGCCGGAUGGAAGAUGGCUUGCUGUGCUCGACGUACCCACAGCCAGCCAGAGUCUGCAUAUCUACACUCCAGACGGCCAUCUUUUUCGAUCAUACCCGAGCGCGAAGGAAGCCGAACUAGGCUUGGGUAUUAAGAGUAUCGCUUGGUCCGCCGACGGUCGCGUUCUAGCUCUAACCAAGUUUGACGGCCUGGUCGAGCUUCUUAACACAAAGACCUUCACGCGAAUCGCAAUGAUAGAACAUAGCACGACCAUCUAUCAGCACGACGUGGAAAAAGAAUAUCGGGCCCCAGUAUGGCAGGAGGCGGUGUCGGCGUCAAACGAACGAUCAUACACGCCACAGCAGCAGCCCUUCUCUCCGCCACUAUCCAAAGCAAAAGCCGGGUCUGAGCCCCAAGAUCUGGGAGUAGCGGAGAUCUGCUUCAGUUGUGACGACAGCUAUCUUGCCACUCGCGACUGCCGCAUGCUCAAUACCGUCUGGAUAUGGAACAUGGCAACACUGGGCGCGCAUGCCGUGCUAAUACAGCAUAGCAAUGUCCGUCGACUCAAAUGGCACCCAACUCGCCCUGACACGCUCAUGGUAGAUUGUGCCGAAGGCUUCGCACACAUUUGGAACGUCUCGUCUCGAGAACCGCCGCUCCCAAUCCCAACAGGCGGCCUCGCGAAAGCCAAGUUAACAUGGCUCGAAGGUCCCACAGAAGCCAAGCCCAUCAUAAUGGUGACAGAGCCCUCACGAUUUCAUCUCCUCUACCCAGAAGGUCAAGACGAGCUUUCAGAUCCAAUAUCAAGACGACCCAGCGCCGACGAAAGCGAGCAAUACGACGAGGGCAACAGCGAAGACUCCCUAUUCCAAGUCUUGUCCGGACGAAAACCCUUGCCGCCGAAGACGCAGCCGUCGUAUACGCAGAUGGUGGAUUUGGAGAUGGAGGGCGAGGACGACCUCGAUGGCGGUCUGGACGAUACGUUCAGGGAGAAGAGGAAGGCCGUGCAGCAGGUCCCGAUGGAGGUUGAUCCUCUGGACGACAGUGAGAUUUUCUAG
Messenger RNA from Zasmidium cellare ATCC 36951, 1593 nucleotides. RefSeq lists its product as uncharacterized. Gene Ontology annotation, biological process: protein localization to mitotic spindle pole body; microtubule anchoring at mitotic spindle pole body; mitotic sister chromatid segregation. The record is from RefSeq and is a predicted model, not a curated record. Gene Ontology annotation, molecular function: protein binding. Gene Ontology annotation, cellular component: MWP complex; mitotic spindle; microtubule organizing center. The transcript has a single exon. Lineage: Eukaryota; Fungi; Ascomycota; Dothideomycetes; Mycosphaerellales; Mycosphaerellaceae. Bases 1 to 1593 code for a protein of 530 amino acids.